This is a messenger RNA of Spinacia oleracea (spinach), 680 nucleotides long. RefSeq lists its product as uncharacterized. Bases 228 to 680 code for a protein of 150 amino acids. Lineage: Eukaryota; Viridiplantae; Streptophyta; Magnoliopsida; Caryophyllales; Amaranthaceae. The record is from RefSeq and is a predicted model, not a curated record. The transcript is spliced from 4 exons.
UAAUACUCACAGUGUACUCUCUCUCUCCUCCUUGUUAUUCUCUCUCCUCCUUCAAAGCAGUCGAGGUUCCAUUUGUGCUCCUCCUUCUAUCCAAUUUCGCGGCGAAAGUGUUCUGGGCAAAAAAUUCACACCUCCAUUUUCAAGACGAGCUAGGAUUGUUCGUUAAUUUGGUGAAUUCGUGAUAAGAAAUUGCGCUGGAGGAAGAAUUAUUUGUCAUCAAGAGGAAAAUGGGUAAACGUAAUGCUCCACUUCCAAAGGAGAAAAAAACAGAGGAAGACGUUGUUAAGGGAAAGGGCGUGUCUACAAGGGCAGGAGCACGAACGAGAACAACUGCAUGUGGACUAAAGGCAGUGGAAGGUUCUUCCAGUGGAAAGAAGAGAAAAGUCUAUGAUGCGGAGACUAGUGGAGAGGAGGAGCCACGUACAGAGAGCAACGAUGACGAGGACGUCGUUAGUAUUCAUAACUUAACCACUACUAUUAGACCGAAGUUGAGUGUAGGUGCUCAGGUGAAGAAAUCGGAGACUGUUGUGUCCACCAGGCUGAGGAAAGGCAUGCAUGAGAAUGAUAGGAUUGAGGUGUUUUCAAAGUUGGUGUCACUGUUGGAUGACAAUCGAAGGGAUUUAGUUAGAAAAAUGGGGUUUGGAGCCCUCCUCACCGUGAAACUGCGCAACCUGUGUUAG